Molecule: messenger RNA, 1108 nt
Organism: Chironomus riparius
Lineage: Eukaryota; Metazoa; Arthropoda; Insecta; Diptera; Chironomidae
Source: the annotation of a GenBank genome assembly
UUAAAACAGCAUUUUUCUGUGAUAUUUGUUUGUACUAGUUUGUCCUGUUUUAAAUCAUUAAUAUUAGCAUAAUUCGUGUAUAAUUAUGUCAAAAUUGAUUGUUUAUCGUAAAAUAAAUUGGAAAAUUGAUUGUAUAUCGCGAGAAUUACUCUGUAAAGGCAGUAAAUAUAAGAGCGUUAGCAAAACAAUUACUGUAAAUCUUCCAGGCAACAAUCAAACUCAAUGGAUCAUCGAGUUCUCUCCAAACUUAAAUCCUUGCGAGUUUAGCAUAUUCAAAUUGCGUGUAAAUAAAGACAACGUAUUCCUUAAAGCUAGUUUAUUUGUUGAGAAAUAUGAUGGAACUUUGCAAUACAUUAGCUCUAGUCAUGGAAAUUCGUGCGAAUUUGACGAAGAUGAAGGAUUUACCUUUCCAAAUAUGUUCAGACCACAAGACAUGCUUGCACAGAACACUUUUCUAAAAGAAAACACUUUAUCUUUUAUUAUUGAGUUAGAGCUUGAUGAAGUGGAUCUUGAACCGACAAAAUCAUCUGACCAGUUAAAUAAAGGAUUAUUAAGCUUGUCAGAUUUUGAAAAGAUUCUGUCAUUUGAAUUGAGUGAUUUAACAAUAAUCUGUUCUGAUCAAGAAGAAAUUAAAGUCCACAAAUUCGUACUAGCACUUAAAUGCCCAAUUCUGAUGGAAAUGCUUGAAGCUGAAGCGACAGAUUGCGGAAACAAUAAGAUAAAGCUCAAUGAUAUCGAUUCGAAAACUAUGAAAGCUCUUGUACUUUAUCUUUAUACUGGAGAUUUAGUUAUUAAUCAAAGCAUGUCUUCGAAACUUUUGUAUGCUGCUGAAAAAUUUCAAUUGAAUAAUCUGAAGACUAUCUGCAUAUCCAGCUUGUCUGAAAGUCUUGAAUUAGAAAAUGUUUUGGAAACACUAAUCUUGGCUGAUCACUACGAAGAGAAGAUUUUAGAAGAAAACUGCAUUGGAUUCAUUAAAAUGAAUUUUUAUAAACUUAAAGAUGCUAAAGAUUGGAUUAAGUUAGAUAUGAGACAUGCUUUAAAGAUAAUGAUUUCACUCGAAAAGAACCCAAUUACUUUCAAUAUUACAAGUUCCUUAAAUUAAGUAUAG